AUGGCACCCACACCAGAGAAUGUAUUUUUCAUUAUCCACUAUAAUGGAAAAGUUUCAAGAAAUCAAUUUGGUUCAUUUUUUGAAAGUGAGCAAAGAAAAUGUUUUUAUGUUAGCAUCAAAAGCACCAUUGAUCAUUUGAAAAAAAGAAUAGAGCAGAAGCUACAUCUCACUGAAUCUCAGGUGAUAUCUAAAAUUAUAUAUCGAGCACCACAAGCCUUCGUUCAAGGUCAUAUCCAGUAUAAUGACAUCGAAAUAUACGACAACGAUGACAUUGCAGAUAUGUUUGCAACUCACAAAUAUUUUAAUGCGGUUGGUUCCAUUGAGUUAUCGCCGUUCUCACAAACACAAUAUGAGUUUCACCCCCCUUCUUCAUCACAACAAUUACCGUACAACCAACCGUUUUCACAAACACAAUAUGAAUUUGAACCAUCAUCUUCACAACCACAACCGCAAACGCAAACGCAACCACAAACACAAACCCGCCUAGAAGAUCUUUUCACUCGUCAGUUUGAAGACAUCCCAGACACCAUUCAAGAUCAAGAAGAAGAAACUAGUAGUGAAAGUGAAAGUGAAGAAGACGAGGCACUUGAGCAUGAUGCAAAUGAAGAAGAUGAACAUGAAAACAUAAAUGAAGAAGAAGAUAUUUGGAGGAACAUUAUGGCUGGCACACAACCACAACCACCACUGCAGGCAGUGCCGAUUAGAGCCGCUUACUGUCCCCCGUUGCAUAUGCGUAACGUUGACGUUGUUGCAUAUGAUGCUUUGACUACCGACGAUCACUGGAAUACGAAUGUUCCUGUCGAUGGGGCUAUUCAGGAAGGAAUGACAUUUCACAACAAAGAAGAUUGUUUGCAUGCAAUCAAGUCUUUCCACAUUCGACAAUCGCUGGAUUACGAUGUUAUACACUCAGAUCCAACAAGAUAUGUCAUUCAAUGUACACUCGAGACUUGUCAAUUUAAGUUGAGAGCUUCCUUUAGAAAAAAGACUGGCAAAUGGAAGAUUGGGACCAUGAUGGGUCCACACAAUUGCACAUCGACUUUAAUGUCGCAGGAUCAUCGCAAGCUCAACUACAAGCUUAUAAGCCAAAGCAUCAAAACACUUGUGCAUGCGGAUGCCUCGGUAACGCCAAAAUUGAUCAUUGCGCAAAUUAAAGAAAAGUUUAACUACACAACCACGUAUCGAAAGGCGUGGUUAGCAAAGAACGCUGCCAUCGAAUCUAUUUACGGGAAAUGGGAGGAAUCAUAUAAUGAUCUUCCGCAGUGGUUGAAUGUGAUGAAGGAGACGAUGCCAGGGACCGUCUUCGAUUUAAAAACGCAGAUUGGCGAGAAUGGAGAGACACAAUUUCAUCGUCUAUUUUGGGCCUUCUAUCCAUGCAUCAAUGGGUUUAAGUAUUGCAAACCAGUUGUCCAUGUCGACGGGACGUGGUUGUAUGGCAAGUACAAAGGAACAUUGUUGCUUGCGGUAGUACAAGAUGGAAACAACAAAAUGAUUCCAAUCGCCUUUGCGCUUGUCGAAGGUGAGACAAAUGAGGGCUGGAGUUUUUUUUUGAAAAAUCUAAGAAGGCACGUCACAAAGGGAAUAUCUGUCUGCAUGGUCUCCGACAGACAUGAAUCAAUUAAAAGCGCAUUCAAUGACCCAAGGAAUGGUUGGCAAGCAACUGGUUCAGCUCAUGUGUACUGCAUUCGACACAUUAAGCAGAAUUUCAUGAGGACAAUCAAGGAUGGAGAUCUUAAGGAUGUUGUCAAUAAUAUGGGAUAUGCCCUAAACGUACCCUUGUUCAAUUACUAUCGUGGUGUAAUCCAGGAGGCAAAUCAGCGUGCAUUAGAUUGGGUGGACAAUCAACCUACUAUAGGCUGGCAUGAUGACAUUGUUAAGUCCAACACCCAUCAUGUCGAACAGUUUGACCGAGAAAGGUAUACCUUCUCAGUCCGUGAGACCAUCAACUACAGGGAGGGAAGGCCAAUGGGAACUUUCAAGGUGGACCUACGAGCGGGGUGGUGUGAUUGUGGGAAAUUUCAAGCUUUACAUUUGCCAUGUUCUCAUGUCAUAGCCGCGUGUUCUUCAUUUCGCCAUGACUACACAACCCUUAUUCCACCUGUGUUCAAAAACGAGAGUGUUUACUCCAUCUACAACACAGCCUUCAAAGUAGUCCACGACAAGAGUUAUUGGCUUCCAUACGACGGUCCCGUGCUUUGCCAUAAUCCAAACAUGCGAAGACUAAAGAAAGGUCGACCCAAUAGUACCCGCAUACGGACUGAAAUGGACGAGGAGGUGGUGGAGAGGACUCCGACACCGAGACGGUGUGGGUUGUGUCGGCAUACCGGUCAUAUUAGGAGAAAUUGUCCGAGUUUAAAUAAUCGGUAG
Messenger RNA from Medicago truncatula (barrel medic), 2364 nucleotides. RefSeq lists its product as uncharacterized. The coding region runs from base 1 to 2364 and encodes 787 amino acids. Gene Ontology annotation, molecular function: zinc ion binding. NCBI's taxonomy places the organism in Eukaryota, Viridiplantae, Streptophyta, Magnoliopsida, Fabales, Fabaceae. The record is from RefSeq and is a predicted model, not a curated record. The transcript has 4 exons.